UAUAUAUGAAGAAAAAAUUACAUGAAUAAUAUCAUCAAGGCCAGAAAGAUGAAGCUUCACAUCAUCUCAACAGAAAUCAUCAAACCCUCUUCUCCAACCCCUUCACACCUCAAAACAUACAAUCUUUCCUUAAUUGAUCAAACAAUGAACAGUAAUAACUUUAUACCUUUGCUUUUAUUCUACCCCAACACCGAAAAUCGCAGUUUCCAUGCUAAAAAACUUGAUAUGAAGAACUCAUUAUCUCAAAUCUUAACAAAGUACUAUCCUUUUGCUGGCAGGUAUGCCAAAGCUGCACCAGCCCAUGUAGACUGCAAUGAUGAUGGUGCUGAGUUUCUUGCAGGAUCUAUUGAUACUACACUAUCCGAUUUUCUGCAAAAUUCACAACAUGAAGAUCUCGAUCAAUUUUUUCCAUAUCGUCAAGUAUGGUUUAAUUCAGAUCGUAAAACUGAAAGCGACCAAGUCAUGAUCCCACUCGCGGUUCAGAUUAACCAUUUUGAAUGUGGAGGAGUGGCGGUGGCAGUAUCAUUAUCCACAAGGUAGCGGAUGCAAUCAGUUGUUUUCAUUUUGUCCAUGAUUGGGCAAAAACGACACAACUCUACUUACAAAAGUUGGAACAUGCCGAACCUCCCUCCGACCCCAAGUUUAUUUCUUUCCCAUAUAACAACAUAAACUCCAACUCCUUUACGCCUAAUGGAACAAAAGAGUGUGUGACAAGGAAUUUCACAUUCCCAUACUCGAAGAUAGACGAGCUUAUUAAACUCAAAGAUAAAACCAUGAUCACUAACGCCACUCGUGUUGAUGUUUUGACAUGGUUUCUUUCUAAGUGUCUAGUUACUAUUAGUUUAAAUAAAAUUUCAUAACGUAAAUUCACAUGUAAAUUAACAAGAAUUUGAAGGUGGAUGGAUGGAUGGAGGUCAACAUGAUAGCAGAUGCACAAUGGUCAUUGACGAGUUGUAUGGACUUUUACGUCAUAAAAUCAAGGGUUAGGACAAACAUUUGCGAAGGAUUUGGAUGGAUAAUUGAUCAUCAGUAGGUUUACGCUUUUCUCUUAGUGGUUGUUUAUGAUUUCUUCGUCGUCAUUU
This is a messenger RNA of Helianthus annuus (common sunflower), 1082 nucleotides long. Its product is annotated as stemmadenine O-acetyltransferase-like. The transcript is spliced from 2 exons. Bases 22 to 540 code for a protein of 172 amino acids. Lineage: Eukaryota; Viridiplantae; Streptophyta; Magnoliopsida; Asterales; Asteraceae. The record is from RefSeq and is a predicted model, not a curated record.